Molecule: messenger RNA, 1419 nt
Organism: Marasmius oreades (fairy-ring Marasmius)
Lineage: Eukaryota; Fungi; Basidiomycota; Agaricomycetes; Agaricales; Marasmiaceae
Exons: 3
Coding region: 56-1174 (372 amino acids)
Source: RefSeq, a predicted model, not a curated record
ACCGACCCUCCUUGUCUUUCACCCUCAUCUUGCUCUCCUCCAACUCCCAUUUAUCAUGGCGAAACAGCAGCCAAGAUAUUCAUUAUUCACGCCACCAACGCUUGAAACGUCAGAGCUUGUCAAGGACACGUUGGACCACGAGAAAACCGAUAUGCUCAUAGACAAAUGGCUCGAGCAUCGAGGGCACCCUCACGACGCAUAUCACGACUGGUUUCUCUGCAUUCGCGAACGAAAACACGCACAUAACCACAAGCAAACGUUGCUCUGGAACAAAGGAGAAUUCGUUCCCGAAAACAUCUUUUGCAGAACGGUCGAUACGGGGAGGUUGAUUCCUCUUGAUAGAACAUGGAAAACCCAUGUUUAUUAUCACAGGUCCAUGCAAGAUAGGAAACUUCCUAUGAUGCCCGUCGUUUUUACGAUGCUGCCAGAACUCAUGCUGUUACGAGGAAUGCACGACAAUGGAUGUGAUGAUAUUUACAUUAUUGUGACGGAUCUGAAAAAGCAGGAGAUGGACGAUGUAACUGAAUACUUUAAACUCGUUUGCCAACAUACUUUUGGGCGGGCGUGUAAACCCAGUCUCGAACGUCAGAUCCAAUAUGAACAUAUGAGGAUUACCCAUUCUCUUCAUCGUCAUCGAAGGUUACCAUGUUUUCCUCAAAUCGAUCUAACAUUCCGUGCAUUGCUCUACGAGAAGAAACCGCGUUUCCUGAUCCUUUUUUCCCAUCAAACGACAUCCUACUCCCAGAUCCUUUUCACCCACCCCUCAUACGUACCGGAUGAAGAUAUCUUUUACGAUUACCCAACUGGCUGCCCCAACCCAUGCUGCACAGACGACUGUGAGAUGAUCCGCUUCCCCAGACGAGGUCUUGAAACUGCCGCGGUUUUGGAUAUCAAGCGGGUCGGAAAGUUUGGAAAGAAAGUUAAAGAACGGUUGAUGUGUAAUUGGAUCGAGUGCGACGUGUGCUUUUCGGAAGAACCUGCUCCUGGUUUUCCAAAAGUUCACGACAGAGAUGGGAGCACUGAAGGAUCGGAAGAAUCUAUCAACAGCAAGAGGAAGGUGGGGACGGUACCAGGCCAGCUUUGUAGCAAAUGCAGGCUGGUUCGAUAUUGCUCUAUCGAACACCAAAGGAAUGAUUGGGAUGAGCACCGGCGAGUAUGCGUCAAGAUGACCUGACGCAUGCGAGCCAUGCGCAGCACACCCGGUUCCGUCGCUGCUGUCAGUUUCAAGAUUCUUCCAUUUGUUGCCUGCCCUUGCUUAAUUAUAUUUUGCAAUUCACAUUCGCAUGCAACUUCCGCCUUGUCACUUAUUUAGCACCGUUGUAUCAGGACUUGUUCUCAUGUUUACAUCUUGUACCCUUCAUGUAUAGUAUUCUUCUGAUAGUUCGAACCCCACACUUUGCUUCGGGCAUUUUCGACCUC